This is a messenger RNA of Kwoniella shivajii, 9420 nucleotides long. RefSeq lists its product as uncharacterized. Gene Ontology annotation, biological process: protein polyubiquitination. The record is from RefSeq and is a predicted model, not a curated record. Gene Ontology annotation, cellular component: cytoplasm. The coding region runs from base 1 to 9420 and encodes 3139 amino acids. The transcript is spliced from 25 exons. Gene Ontology annotation, molecular function: protein binding; ubiquitin protein ligase activity. NCBI's taxonomy places the organism in Eukaryota, Fungi, Basidiomycota, Tremellomycetes, Tremellales, Cryptococcaceae.
AUGAAGGUCAAGAAAUCGACCAAGAAGCAUACUCAUCCUCCAAAGGAUGUUAUAGCCUUGGCAGACUCAAUCGUCAAGGCGCCUGAUGACGAUCUCAUCAGCGUCUUGCAGCAAUUUGACAGCUGGAAAUAUCCUAGAGGCGAUCUUCAUACCUGGGUCGAUGUGCUCGACCGCUUUGACGACAUUCUUGCCGAUAUCACAAAAAGUUACGAGCUGAACAGGAUACAGACGAAUGAAUUUACGCCAAAAACAAAGCAGCUAGUCCAUCAGAUCCUGCGCGUGCAACGGCUGCUGCUUGAAAAUUGCACCAGUAGAAAAUUGUUCUCCUCAUAUGACCGACUCGCCGACCUUCUCCAUACUUCUGACCUCGAUAUACUAUACUCAACAAUAUUCGUACUCCUUCGUCCCGCUCAACAAUACGCUCGGUCCAUCCCAUUUGAGAAUGCGCAACGUCACUCCAUCCUUCAUCGCCUUUUGACUCUAUCUCGAGGCUGGGAAAGACUCAUAAACGCCGGGCUCGACAUGUCAACGCUUGCGUCCUCUGCCGAGGUAACUCUCCCGGAAGAGCUCAAAUCCGUCCAAAUACAAUACUACCCUACAUCAUCCCAGAAUGCAUCCUCUUCCCCCGCGAAGACUGUUAUGGCGCAAGACACACCAACACGUCUUCGUCCUGCUCAAUUGACAACUCCAUCUGCUUCGUCCAGGUCUCGCUCCGCCAUAGCAAGCGGACCGUCUACCUUAGACCUCGGUAAUGUGACCGCUUGGUCAAGUCCUACAGACCAACUCACUCACCUAUCAGAAUCAAACAGCGUCCCUCUUGAUGAUCAGUACAAUGCCUUAAACAAGAUCCGUCUGUCACAAUUAGGAAAUCUCGCCACAAGGCGGCAACUGCUCGCCAUUCGGCUACUAGCGCUCGCCACUUACAUCUACAUCUCUACGGAUGAUGCAGCACAAUCCGGUCUGUUCCUCUACGAACCAGAUUUGGUACUACAACUUGCCGAAUUGCUCAAAGCCUCUCCGCAUAUCGGAGAACAAGUUACCAUCGCAACAAUCCAUGCGAUUGAUGCGUGCGCACAUCACCGCGCAAAAACAGCAGAGGUCCUGACAGCCGUCAGCGCUAAUGUCCAGCAUGGCAUUCUCGUCACUUUUCUUCGACGGAUGGUAGAACGACUGACCAAAGGAGGUGAGUACGAAAAUAUCGAAUUUAGCUUACAUAUAGAUUCCGUCCCUGUCGACCUGUUCGACGCUGCCAUCUCAUUUGUCGCGUACAUUCCCAACUCACCAGCUCAUGUCAAUAUGCUGAUGGGCGCUGGCAUCUAUCGUAUUCUGUUGGACAUGCUCGGAGCUGCUGGAGAUCGGAGAGAGAGCGUAAGUUAUCCACUUCCAAGCUUCGCUGAUAUUCAGUACAUUCCCCGAGCCACCGGCCUGAUCGAUUCAAUAAUCUUUGCAAGCCCUCAAGCACUAUCAAACUUCAGCAAUGUAGAUGGUGUCAACUUUCUGGUACAUAGGGUGAAGGCCGAGAUAGAAUUGCGGAACGAUGCCGCAACGCCAACACCAACUUCAACUUUGUCAGAAGAGGGUCUGAGGAAUCUUGUGGAUUCGGAACUACCUAAAUGCAUCAAGCUGAUCUUCGAACAACCUGCAAAAUUCGGUCCCCGAGUUUAUGCUAUGGCUAUCAACAUUAUGGCUACUUUUGUUCACAAUGAACCGACGUCUUUGUCAAUCUUGCAGGAACUACAGCUGCCUCAAACACUGUACGCUCAGUUGGAAAAUGAAGUGCCCCCGUCCCCUGAGUCAGGUCUCGAAUAUACGGUCGCUCAUCCCAGUGUUGUCACAAAUCUCAUUUCUGCCGUGAAUAAGCCAAACUAUCAGCACAUAUUCGACGACCGUGAGAACGCCAAGGGUCUCGGUGCCGCACUGGAUGAAUUAUCACGACAUCAACCUCUGCUUCGACCGAUCAUCAUGAAGGCGUCCAUAGACCUUCUUUGUCGGGCUUCAAAAGAUGGAGCUGCUUUCGAGCCUAGCGCAAACGAACGGAAAGAGUAUAUACUGAACGAGAUGUCGUCAAACUUACCUGAAGAUCCAAAGCAACCUCCAGUACCACCAAACAAUCCAUGCCUCGCCUCGUUUUCUCGUAUCUUCAAAGUUCUCAAUGGGCUUGUACGCAACGCGGCAACGUCAAAGGAUUUCAUACAAGGAGGCGGUCUCGAUCAGGUCUUGGGUUUAGCCGAACUUCCUUGCUUACCUAUCCGUUUCGGCACCACAGAAGCAGCUGCAUCCUUGUCUGGCUUACUGAGGCACAUUGGAGAACAUGAUCAUGCGCAGCUCAUUCAUGCCAUCGUAACAUCAGUACAGCAAGCAAUAACAAGUACGUCCGAUCUAUGGGAUACCGACCGUGCCGCUCGAUGGUCUGCAAUGGACGCUGGGGACGACGAUGCAGAUAAUCAACGCUCGUUCAAGAUCGUUCGUAGUCUUGGCUUGAGACUUAGCUUUCUCAGCGAUGUGAUCUUCACCCUGUCCUUCACGAAUGCUCGGAACGCUACCUCUCUCAUCAAGUCUAUCGGUCUAAAUGCCCACCCCGAUUUCCUUUUGGAUCUUGCCCGAGUCCAUCGCGUAGCUUACCAGCAGCAUGUCGUCCUGAAAAAGCGCAAGACUAUCGUCUCUGACGAUCUUGAUUCAACAAAGGCGCAGGCAGUGGAAGAAAGGGACAGUGGGGCAAAAUACCUGGCAACGAGGCUACACGCAGUGUUGACAAAAUUCUUCAAAACUGAACGGAUCGUUGCCCCCAUGGACGAUCUUUCAGCAACAGCCUCCGACACUCGCGAUCAAGAGCAGAAAGAUGCUUUCGUAGAAACCACUGCAGGCGUCAAGAUUGUUUUGCUGUAUUUGUCUGCCUUGGCUUCUACUAAAUCAUUCCUCGAAAACCCGGAGACCCACGCGCUUAAACAACGCUCGGAGAGUCCUCUGGUCGCUGUCAAUGUCUUUAUCAAGAUUCGUCUAGCAAUUUUCCCCUUGGCACAUCGUAUUUGGGAAGCGCCCUGGUUAUUGGAGUGUCCUGUGUCCACUCUGAAACUUGCUGCACGCUGCUUCUCAACCUUGCUUGAAGGCAAGUCAGAAGAGUCCGCAACGGAAGAUGAUUCUUCCCGCAACACUAUAGCUCCUACGAUUCCAACCCUUCCAGUGGCGCGACCAACACCUGUUGUUGCAGAUCCCGUUCGUGUCGAUCAGCUGGUGGAUAUGGGCUUCCCUCGAGGAUCUGCAGAACGAGCCUUGAUCCGCGCACGAAACAAUGUCACCGCUGCAACCGAUCUUAUCCUCAGUAUGCCACAUAUGUUUUCGGAAGAACCGGUCGCCGUGCAACCUGCCGAACAGCUGGAACAAUCUGAAGCACCACCACAACCAGUUGAAGGCUCAUCAUCAGUACCCCUCGACCCUGACGCCGCUCAUGUCGAAAAUCCAUUAAAUCCUGUGAAUGUGGACAUCGUCGAUGAAGAUACCGCCUUGUCCGACCGCGAGUUACUAAAGCAACUUCGUGAACAAUAUCAUCCCCACGCAGCUUCUCGCGCUUUGAUCCUCCUUGAUCACGCGGAAGACCUUGUUUUUGAUGUCUUACCUUGCUUCCCCAUUGGUGAGGAAGGAAUUCGUUACCUCAUAGGUCGAUUGGUAGAUUUAUCCAAACCUUACGAACCCGCUCAUGAGAGCGCCGUCUCUGCCAGGCUUCGACUGAUGUCAUUAUACCUCCGAUCAGCUGAUGGCAUGAUGCUGGAUGAAUCAAGUAUUACCACUGCUAUCGCCAUCUUAUCACAUCUACCACUCGAACAUGAAAGCUCUAGACCUAGGUGGUUCCCAGCGCUCUUGUUAUUCGCCGAGGCUAUAGCGGCCUCAUCACAUGGAAUCAACAAGGUAAAAAUCGGUGACGAUCCUGGACUUGAAAUUUCCACCUCAUCUCCCGCGUAUGCUUCCGUUGCUCCCAAGCUUUCGAAGGCUUGUAUCCAACUCAUAUCGAAGUCUGAUGUGACUCGCAAUGAAUUGGUCUCAGCUUUGAGACUUAUGGUCUUACUGACCAGAGAAGCUGCCCCUCUGGACUCAGACACGCUGCAUAACCUACUCUUGCCUUUCAAGCAACCGUCAGAAAAAGUUUCUGGAUGUCAUUCACUGCUCCUCCUCAUCGUCCGACAUGCCUUCGAAGAUGUGCCCACCCUGACUGAUAUCAUGCGUCAAGAGGUCCGACAUUGGCUCUCACCUACCCGAAGCAAGGUGGUCGAUAUUCAACAUUUCCUCAAGCAGCUUCGUCAAGCAGCCCUGCGCGAACCUCAUUGCUUCGUUCGCGCGGUUGAAGAUGAGUGUGCACUUGUGGACCCCACACCGCCUCAAUCUGUGUAUCAUAUUCGAAGCAAUGAUAAACCAAAGGAUGCAACCGCCUCAACAACGGAUCACUCUGAUCCAUUCCAAGGGUCUGCCAAUGACCAACGUCACCCAUUGAUCGAUCACGUUAUAAGCGAGCUUGGCCAAGCCGUCCGGGAUUCUCUCGAUGGUAGCGACGAUCAAUCCGAACAAGCUGAUCACGCUCACACUUAUGUUGGCUUGCUCAUGUCCAUCUUGACUGAGCUCCUGGGAUCCUAUACUUGUGUCAAGAAAGCCUUCAUUGCUUCAGUACGUGAACAAGGUCUAGGUACAUCAAAAAGCAAGCUCGGCGUUGCAACCCUAAUAUCCGAUCUGGUUUGUUGUGUUGUAUUGCAACCCGAUGUCACCGGUGUUCCACAAUUCGAUCGCGGAUCAAAACCCGCUCGUCGUCUAGCCAUUUCCUCUUGGUCCAGCUCCCUGGUUCUAGCUCUCUGCUCUGAUAUUUCAUUAUCGUCUAAUGCCAAGGAGUCAUCCGAAGAUAUGUCUUUCAUUCGCAAGUCGGUCCUCGAUGCGAUCACCAAAACCCUUCGUGAUCUCGCCACGACCGUGGAUCUUCCUGUCCGUUAUGGUCGUUUAUGGGCUCUGGGUGAGCUCUUAUAUCGUUUGCUUAUAGCUCGUCCUUUGAGUCCUGCUCGGGACUUGAACGAUUCAACACCACACAUCGCAAAAACCAUGCUCGAGAAAAACUUUGUCGGUCUCAUAACAAACGCUUUAGGCGAAAUCGAUUUGAAUUAUCCAGAAGUUCGAAAUGUACUUGUAUCUUUGCUUCGAACUCUUGAUCAUCUUGAGGAUGAGGUCUCGUCCGAUUCUGACACCGAAUCCAACUUCGACAUCGAUAUGAACGAAGAGGACGAAGCAGGUCCUGAUUUAUAUCGUAAUUCAGCGUUGGGAAUGAUUGGUGGAGAAAUGGGUGAUGACGAGGAUGAGGAUGAUGAUGAGGAUGAUGACGAUGAGGACAUGGACAUGGGAGACGAUAUCACGGAUGAUGACGGCGCUACCGAUAUGCAGACAUCGGAGGAUGAGUCGAUGGGAUCCGACCUCGACCCUGACAACUGGACCGACGAUCUUCAUGAGGAAGACGAAGGAAGCGAAGGCGAUGAAGCAAUGGAUCAAGAAGUGAUACUCGGCUCUAAUGAAGAUGACGAAGAGGGGGAGAUUUGGGAUGUAAGCUUCUUUGAGGGUGAUGAUGAACAAGAGCUGGAACUGGAUGAGGAAGACAGCGGGAUGCACAGACACUCUCCCGAUAUCACAGCCCCAUGGGCGUGGGAUCAGUCCAGCUUUCACAACGCCCCGAAUUCAAGACGGCACCGCUCGGUACUUGCUGAAGAUCCUACCGUCAGUUUGUUCGGUCGGCCACCACAACGCUCCUCCGGUAGCACUGUCGCUCAGCAUCCCCUCAUCACUGAUCCUCACUCCCAGUCAGCUCCAAUGCGUGGGCUAUCUCGUCAUGUUGGAGGCAACUACGGCGAUCUCAUCUCCGCUAUCGAAGGUAUGGGCGGUACAGAAGCUGUCCAGAUGCUCGAAAACCUCAUUGCAAGCCGCCAAGUGGGAGGCACCGAAGCGAUUCGAAUUGAUUUCGCGCAAGAUCAGAAUGGUACCGUAGGUCUUUCGGUCGGGGGUCGCACCUUUUCUCUUCAGCCUCCACAAUCACACCACCAGCAAGCAUCAAACAGCGAUGUGCUUUCGGAAUACGUUCCCGUGCCGACCAUGCAACGGUGGCAAGAAGAGAUGAACAUGGCGACAGCCGCCCGUACCGAGUUGAUCAAUCGCUUGAUUAUACACAUCAUCAACCGUCUCAUGCCUGAGGCUCGUCGCCGCGCAGAAGAAGAAUUAGCGAAAAUCAAGAAGGAGGAGGCAGAGGCCGCCGAAUUGGAAGCGGAAGAGCAAAAGAAGAAUCUCGCGUCAGCCACUAGCGUCGCUCUCCCACAAUCCCCACAAAUAGUCCCGGAAGAUAUCGAUCAGCCAAUGGGUGAAUCUAAUCACAGCAGUCUCACACUAACUUCAGCAGAAGAUGCCGAAGUGCCCGAGGUUGUUGCUACGGAAUCACUUGCUCGAACAGUCAUCUCCAUACAUGGCCGCGAUGUUGACAUUACCGACACCGGCAUCGAUCUCGAAUUCCUUCAAGCUUUGCCUGACGAUAUGCGAGCGGAUGUGGUAGAUCAGCAUAUGCGAGAGCAAAACCGACACCGUCGUCCACCUAUUACCGCCGCCAACAUUCCCGAGUCAGCCUCGCAGAUCAACUCAGAAUUCUUGGAUGCGUUGCCACCAGAGAUUCGAGCGGAGGUCAUCAUGCAUGAAGCUAUGGAAGCUGCUCGACGUCAUCCACCUCCCGAUGCAGCCGUAGCACCGGAUGCUGGUCGCGCUGCCGGCUUCCUCGCUGGAUUGACCAAUGAGCUGCGUGAUGUCAUGUUACUUAACCAGCCCGGAGAUCUUGGUCCUCUUCGUGUCGGUCCAUCACGAUUCCCCGAGCCACCAGCAACCAACGCAAAGAAGCCCCACCGUGAAGGAAUCCAAUUGUUAGAAAAACCUGGCAUCGCUUCCCUGGUUCGCCUGUUGUUUUUCCCGGAAACACUGAAAAAGGGUUACCUCUUCAGAGUUCUUGUCAAUCUCUGUGAAAACUCGACUACCCGAAGUGAUCUCCUGAACCUUCUCUUGUCUGUGGUACAAGACGGGUCAGGCGAUCUUCCAGCGGUUGAUCGAAGCUUUCAGCAAAUGUCCCUACGUGGAGUGGUGACGCCCAAGGCGACCCCCAAAAACAGAACGGUUGAGUCUCCGGCUGCUGCUGUUGUGCCAACGAGUCUGUUCAGUCAUCUACAGACCGAACACAUCCCGACAUUCAUCGCUCAACGAUGCUUCGAAGCACUUGUCUACAUCGUCAACUCCAAUGCUUCUGCGGUGCAGUAUUUCCUCAGUGAACACGAACAGCCGGUCGGGUUGAAAAGACAUCUUUCGAAAAAAGGGAAAGGAAAAGACAGGCUUUUACCUCAGACAAAGUUCCCCAUUGUCGUUCUCUUGGGCCUGCUCGAUCGACCUCUUCUCGCCAAGACUCCCGGUAUGAUGGAAACUGUUGCUUCUCUCUUGGUCACAAUUACAAAACCGUUGGCUGGAGAGAAGGCCGACAAUAAACCCGACAACGAUCCAUCCGCAAAAUCGUCUCAACCUGUUAUACCUGGUCCUGUCCUUCGUCUAAUUGUCAAUUGCUUGACUUCUGGGGAAUGCACUAGCCGAACUUUCACAGCCACCCUCGUGGCUAUGCAGAAUCUUGCAUGUCUUCCCGAUGCUAAAGAAGUCAUUUUGCAGGAACUGCGAUCCCGCUGCAAGGAUCUAGGACUAACUGUUUCCGAACAACUAGCUGAACUGGCAUCGGGUCUUCAAGAUAAAUCUACCGACAUUGGAUCGUUGACCUUGACCAACUUUUCGCCUCCCACCUCGACUCAAGCUCAACUACUCCGACUGCUCAAGACCAUUGAUUAUCUUCACCUCAAUAAGGUUGACUCUGACCUACCUUCUCUGCAAAUGACCGAUGAGGAGCAGGCAGUCAACGCUGUAUUCGAGUCUUUCGAAUUCACGCCGUUGUGGGAACAGUUAGGACACUGUCUCAGUCUGGUCGAAUCCAGAGGCAAUACUGAUCAGAUCGCCACAGUUCUUCUCCCUCUUGUUGAGGCUCUUAUGGUCGUCUCGAAAUUCCGAAGUAGAACUCCUCGACAAGCUCGUUCGACAUCCGCCCCUCCUAAUUUCGAGGAUAAUACCGAUUUAUUUGUGUCAUUCACGACCACUCAUCGAAAGGUCCUGAACACAAUAGUCCGGAACAAUCCUUCUCUGCUCAGCGGUUCGUUCUCCCUUCUCAUUGGAAACCCUCGGGUACUUGAAUUCGACAACAAACGUAACUGGUUCUUCCAAAAACUCAAACGCAAGAGAGACCCUACCAUGCCUACUACAGUCAUUCCUCUUAAUAUCCGCCGACAGUAUGUCUUUGAGGAUUCGUUCCACGCAUUGCAGCGUCGGACCGGAGAUGAGAUUAAGUAUGGCAAGCUUAGCGUCAAGUUCUACAACGAAGACGGUGUCGAUGCCGGUGGUGUCACAAGAGAAUGGUACAGCGUACUUGCUCAGCAGAUCUUUGAUCCCAAUUUUGCUCUAUUCGAACCUUGCGCUGCGGAUCAACAGACAUAUCAGCCCAAUAAAGCCUCAUCCGUCAAUGGCGAUCACCUUGCUUACUUCAAGUUUGUUGGCCGGGUGAUAGGAAAAGCGGUUUACGACGGCCGACUGCUCGAUGCUUACUUCAACAGAGCCUUUUACAAGCAAAUUCUGGGCAGAACAGUUGAUAUGCGAGACCUAGAAAGCAUCGAUCCAGAAUACCAUAAAUCCCUUCAAUGGAUGUUGGAUAACGACAUCACUGGCGUCAUUGACCAAGAAUUCACAAUUGAGGAUGAUCAAUUCGGCGAGAAAAAAAUCGUCGAAAUCAAACCUGGCGGUUCGGCCAUUCCAGUCACCGAGGAAAAUAAAGAGGAAUAUGUUAAACUUGUAGUGUCGUAUCGAUUGGAUAAUUCCAUUAAGGAUCAGAUCAAGGCAUUCCUUGACGGAUUUUAUGAUAUAAUACCUCGACAGCUUAUCCAGAUAUUCGAACCUGAUCAAUUGGAACUUUUAAUCUCGGGUAUUACCACUGUCGAUGUGGAUGAGCUCAAAAAUGCCACACAGUUGAGCGGCUGGAAAGCAACCGAUCCUGAGAUAUCUUGGUUCUGGCGAGCUUUGCGAAGCUUCUCGCAGGAGGAGCGGUCAAGAUUUCUCAUGUUCGUUACCUCUUCGUCCCGAGUUCCUCUCGGCGGCUUUGCCCAGCUUCAGGGUAGUUCGGGAACGCAACCUUUCCAGAUGCAAAAGCUCUAUGCAAAAGAGGGAAGUCUGCCCCAAGCCAGUACUUGCUUCAAUCUCCUCCUUCUCCCCACGUAUGCUUCGUAUGAGCAACUCCGGGAGAAGCUACAGUUUGCGAUCAUGGAAACAGGUGGUUUCGGCAAGGCGUAG